Molecule: messenger RNA, 2515 nt
Organism: Hypoxylon trugodes
Lineage: Eukaryota; Fungi; Ascomycota; Sordariomycetes; Xylariales; Hypoxylaceae
Product: HAUS augmin-like complex subunit 6 N-terminus-domain-containing protein
Exons: 2
Coding region: 139-2433 (764 amino acids)
Source: RefSeq, a predicted model, not a curated record
ACUUACAACUUCUAUCCAAUUCUCCUUAAGAAAUACUAAUACUAAUACUAUACCGGCUUCGGUGCUGAUAUAGUAAACCACAUCGAUACGCAUGGCCUCAUAGACAAUAAUACAUAUGAUAUUACCAACAAUGCCGCAAUGUCGCUUAAUCAAGCCAAUACGUCGGCGGCACGCUUGCGAUCGCUACGCGUCCCCGCCAAAACAACCUUGACCGCCCCUCAGUCUGGUCCAACAUCUAUCGCAUCUGCUCAAAUACCUUGCACUACCUUGAACGUCUCUUUAUUCCUUACGAACCUCCGUCUGCUGGACCUCGAUCACGAGUCGGAUUGGCCCGGUAUUACCCUAGCGACCUUCUCUACUAAGGAUGCCGCUGGUGGACAGAAGAAGCGGAUUCAAUGUGUCGAAUGGGCCCUAUACCAACUAUUUACACUAUGGGAUCACGAUGAAGCUCAAAAUAAAUUGCGACCGUUCUACCCUCCCCUCGACCAAGUCCAAUCCGUCAACCUACGAGCGGCCCUCCUCCGAGGCCUCGAGCAAGCCAAGAAAAAUGGUGUUCUCGGUCGGGAUGCGGUAAUACGAAAGACAAUGUUGGACGAGUGUAAGGGCGAGCGACUCGAAGAAGUUCUUGCUGUCUUUUCCUCGGCAGUAUUGAAGAAAUUAGUGGCAGAGCGUGCGCUGAACGCGGGACCUGAGUACCGUCCUGCUAUCUCCGAAAGCCUAUCACUAGAAAAUUGGGGUUAUUCAGGCGAUCGAACUGAACUCAAUGCGCUACUACUUGCGCAUAAAGUUUCUCUGCGAUCCCUGUUAGAGAAGAAGAAUGCGGCACGAGCGAAGUACCGCGAUUUUGAAGAAUUAUUAGCAUUAAAGGAGCGAGGAAUCGUCCGACGAAAGGAACAAUUGAAAGUCGAAGCCGAACGAAGCGUGGAUAAGCCGUCGGAAAAGACGAAAGCAGAGAUCACCAAUACUAUCCGGACUAACUGGACCGGAAACGAUCAGUGGGUUGAUAGUCUGCUGUUUAACGACACGAACCCACGCAAAGGCGGACUUCUAGGCAGUAGCUUCGACGAUGUCUGGGCUGGCGUAGAGGAAGGAAGAAUCUCUGAUUUAGAGGACCAGAAUGCUGGCCUCUUGGAGCAGCUAGACAGCCGAGUCCGUCUUCAAAGGGCGAGACUAGAGAAAUGGGACGACUUUCGAAAGAAGAUGUUUGGGAGCCUACCCCCACAACGUCCCCAAGAAGCAAAAGCUACGAACAAGCCGAAAGAUGUUGCACUGAGUUUCACUGCGCAUCAACAGCUAAACAUCGGUCAUAUCGACGUAAAAGACCAAGCGAGCCUUAAUGCGCCGCCUCCACAAUAUGCUAAGAUAAUCAAUAAUAUGAAAGCUGACCUCGAAGCUGUUGGGAAGCCGAAGAUUCCCGACUUUUCGAACUUCUUGAGAGGCUCGAGGAGAGGGCCUGUACCGGAUAGCGUCUCAGAUACUACGAAUCCGCAGCUUACAAUCGAUCCGAUCUCCGAUAUUAGUGAAUGGGAAGAUGAUCCAGAAGAUAAGCCGGAACCGGUUGAGAAGCCUAUCCAACCCAAGCUUGGACGCCAAAACCGUCUUAUGCCUCCCAAGACCAGCUUCGGAACCGGACGGCAGAUACCGAAGCUAUCAUCCGCCGAACCUACGUACGAUCGAAACAAGAAAACAUACCCGAGUCUAGCUCCAGAAGUUGAGACUUCAGAACAAAUCAAGCCAUCUCAGCCACCGAAAUCGACAAGAUAUCUAGGUAGAAGGCAAGAAGCACCUAAAGAAGAUGACAUUCCGCCGGCUUCAAUUUCACACUCUUUUACUUCGCGCGAUCUCUCACCUACCGAACCCGAAGUAUCGUAUCCGAGCCAGGCUGUAGAGUCAAUACCCACACCGUUGACAUCGGUAUCUCCAACCCAAGCUAUGGCUGACGAAAUAUUGGCGUCGAUGUCAAAUGCAUCGCCGUCCCCGGUGAAGAAGCAUCGCCAUACUUUGUCCUUAGCUGAGAGAACUCGUAUGUCGAUGACGCGGAUGACAUCUUAUGAAAAAGAUGAUGACUUCCCUCCAUUAUCUCCCACUAAGGUUACUCUUACCCAAAGUGGCUCAGACGGAUCCUCCAUCCAACCACCAGAAACGGGUGAACAGUACGAAGAUUUGUUAGGACGUACUCGAAGAUCUAUGGUCGGCUACGAAGCCGCACAGGCAAAAGCUCGUUUAGAGAGAAGGCGAUCGCAAAAGAAGAGCAAGCCGGUACCGAGGAAAGAUAGUUAUUUCCCCAGAUUGGAAGAAGAAAGUUUCGCCGACACUUCGAUUGCUGAGGAAUUGAUGGACGGCAACCAAGAAGAUUACGAAGCAGUGUUCAAGAGCAGACCACGCGUACAGACGAGUCCCCUGCCUAGCCCGUCGAAACCGUGGAACGAAUAAUAAUAUGAGUACGAAUUUUAUGUAACGAUGUUUAGAUUAACGGUCAGAAUAUGAUACCAAAUUGAUAUCCUUGGAAUAUAUA